Molecule: messenger RNA, 2244 nt
Organism: Durio zibethinus
Lineage: Eukaryota; Viridiplantae; Streptophyta; Magnoliopsida; Malvales; Malvaceae
Product: protein NUCLEAR FUSION DEFECTIVE 4-like
Cellular component (GO): membrane
Source: RefSeq, a predicted model, not a curated record
UUUUAUCACAUCAUAGAAAAAUGAGUGUAUUCUUUAUAACCCCAUGUGUUUCGUAUUUCUUUUAGUCUUACUAGUUUAAUUCCCUGCUUUCUUUUGAUUUACCUGUUUACUUUUGAGUUCCCUUUGUUACAACUCCUCCCUGAUUCUCUCUAUUACCUCAGCAGCCGAGAAUAAUUCCGCUACCAGAAGGUAGCAAUAGCAAAAGCAAUAGCAGAUGCCAAAACUGAAACUGAAAGCAGGGAGCAGGCCACCAUGGGUUGGCUUGGCUGCUGCAGUAUGGGUUCAGAUAUCAGCAGGGAACGGCUACAACUUCCCACUCUAUUCUUCUGCUCUCAAAUCAGUUCUGGGAUUAAGCCAGCAACAAGUCACAAUCUUGGGAGUGGCAAAUGAUAUUGGAGAGAGUGUUGGACUUCUCCCUGGUAUUGCCUGUAAUAAGUUCCCUCCUUGGGCUGUGCUUCUUGUUGGGGUCUUUGCCUGUUUCUUGGGAUAUGGUGUUAUCUGGCUUGCAGUUAGCCAAACUAUUAGUGGUCUUCCUUUCUGGGUGUUAUGGAUUGCGCUUGCAGUUGCCUCUAAUAGUAAUGCAUGGUUUGGCACAGCAGUGCUAGUAACAAACAUGAGGAAUUUCCCCCUCAGUAGGGGUACUGUUUCUGGCAUCCUCAAGGGUUAUGUUGGGAUCAGUGCUGCUGUAUAUACUGUAUUAUACAGCUCAGUGUUUGAACAGUCUGCUUCAAAGCUGCUGCUGUUCCUUACUCUUGGCCUUCCAGUGAUAUGUUUGGCCAUGAUGUACUUUAUUCGCCCUUGCACUCCUCCUUCUGGAGAAGACUCUUCAGUUCAUGUCCAUUUUGUUUUCACCCAGGCUGCUAGUGUCUUGCUUGCUAUCUAUCUUCUCACACUAACAGUAAUAUAUGAGACGGUUUCUCUAAGUGAUGCUGUUUCUUAUGUACUACUUGCCAUUGUAUUUAUCUUCUUGCUUUCUCCACUUGGAAUUCCAGUCAAGAUGACACUUUUUCGAGCAAAUGCUGAGGCACUUACACCACUGGCGGGUUCAACUGAACAUUUGGCUCAGGGAGAAGGUGGUUCAACUCAAGCAGAUCCUUUGUUGUCACCAUCUUCAUCAACGUCAAAUCUUGGAAGUUUCUUUGAAAGUGAAUAUGCCUCAGAUGUUGAAACUCUUCUUGCUGUGGGAGAGGGAGCAGUGAAGAAGAAAAGAAGACCCAGGAGGGGGGAGGAGUUCAAGUUUCAUGAAGCUUUUGUUAAGUUUGAUUUUUGGCUUCUUUGGGUUGUAUAUUUUCUUGGAGUUGGUUCUGGCGUUACCGUUCUCAAUAACUUGGCUCAAAUUGGAGUUGCAUUUGGGCUAGAUAGUACAACAAUAUUACUGUCCCUUUUUAGCUUCUGCAAUUUUGUUGGUCGUCUUGGGUCGGGUGCUCUUUCAGAACACUUUGUCAGGACAAGAACUAUUCCUCGAACAAUGUGGAUGACUUGCACACUUAUAGUUAUGAUCUUAGCAUUUUUUCUGUAUGCAUUAGCUCUCAGUGGUACUCUCUAUGUUUCAACUGCUCUGCUCGGUGUCUGCUACGGCUUUCAAUAUUCUCUCAUGGUUCCAACGGCAUCUGAACUUUUUGGCCUGAAACAUUUUGGUAUCAUUUAUAACUUCAUGCAGAUAGGCAAUCCUGUAGGUGCACUUCUUUUCUCAGGUCUGCUUGCUGGUUAUGUUUAUGAUGCUGAAGCUGCUAAGCAAGGAAGUUCCACCUGCUUGGGCCCUGAAUGCUUUAGGCUCACCUUCUUGGUUUUAGCUGGCAUCUGCGGGCUAGGCACCAUCUUGAGCAUAUUUUUAACAAUUAGAAUAAGACCAGUUUAUCAGAUGCUAUAUUCUUCUGGUUCAUUUCGUCUUCCUCAAGCUUCAGACCACUGAAAAUCGAAAGCUAUUAUUGCCAGAAUAAAAGUGGUGGCAUGCCUGUUUUAUAUUGGUUUGCUCCAUGAAUUUUGCUCUUUGUGCAGUCCCAUAUCUGGUGCAAAUUUUGCUGCACUUUUGAGUCUAUCCCAAGUAAAGAUGUUUGUUGAGCUUUGGUGUCCAUACGUUUGGUAAGACUUUAAUUCCCUAUAAUGAUCAUAUUCUAAGGGAUGUAUGAUUAAAUUCACUUACUUGAAAUCAUUGUAUUAUCCUUCAGGGAUGUUGGUUACCAUGUAUCAUUGCACUCUAAAUCAAUCAAAGAUUUUAUAUAUUAUUGAACUGAAUGAAAUUGA